AUGGGUCCCAAGAAGAAGCCCGACGCCCGUGGAGGUCCCAAGCCCGGGACAAAGCAAGCCAAAGCCGCCGCUGAGCGAUCGGCUGAAAACGCGAAGAAAGCGCAGGCCGCCACGGAGGAACCGAAGAAACCAUCUGUGAAGGAGGUCAUUGGGGGUGCAUCAUGGACUGGAAAGCUGCCGGUUAAUAUGCUCGCGGAGCAUUGCCAGAAGCAGAAAUGGGAGAAACCAGAAUAUACAAUGAUGAAAACUUCAGACGGCUAUGUCUCUUCAGUCAUAUUGAAACGGAUCGAUCCCAAGACUCGAGAAAUGACCGUACUUCCUCCCAUGAAGCCGCCACCAUCGCACAAGCAUUUGGCGGCGCAGCCGACGGCGCUGGAAGCUCGUCAUUUCGCUGCCGCGUACGCCUUGUUUCGAGUCUGCAACAUGAGAAACCUACAUAUGAUGCUCCCGCCUACCUAUAAGAAGUUGUGGAAAGAGGACUUCACGGACAUUAAGAACGCGGAUACCAAGGAAGGAAAAGGGUGGAUGUACGAAGCCGAUCCAUUCUUAGCGAAGCAAGAACGGGAAAAUGCUGCUGCAGAUCUAGAAAAGAAACGAAAAGAGCGAGAAAAGGCGCAGGCGAAAGAGAAGGAUACCGCUGUCGACUUGGGUGUAGGCUCAAAUGGUGAGAACAAAGGGAAAAGGAUCUGGUCACAAGCUCCGAAAGUUGAUCUGGGAAGUAAAAUUCGCCGUGAGCUUGAGGAACUGUUGCGACAGCAUACGAUCUGGAAUCCCUACAAUGUACAGAUAUCGGAGGCUGAGCGCGGAGCUAUCAUUGAGGAGUUCCUUGGGUUGGGCUUCCGACGCAGUCAUGUUGAAGAGGCUACCGCUGCCUGUAAAGACCGGGAAGAGGUUCUUGAGUGGCUUCUUAUCUAUGUCCCAGAGGAUGACCUCCCACGGUGGUGUCUGCCCGAGAGAUAUACCGCCGGCGUGACCCUCGCCAGCGAUGAUCUUGCAAGGGAGGCCAAGAUCAAACGGCUUGCCUCUUUUGGAUAUUCAGCUGAUCUGUGCGCUCAAACUCUGGAUAGCAAGCACGGUGAUGAGCUCGCAGCCGCAGAAUUUUUGCAAAUCACACUAGUGCACGGUGAAAACCAUUCUCUCGACUCGUUGUCCGCAGGGGACGAAGACUCCUGGGCAGAGGAGCAAGAUACACUGGAAGCAAUCUUCGGAGAACGCUACAAACGUAUAUCGUCCAAAGUCUGCGAAAUCAAGAGCGAGGCACCGAGUCUUCCUGAAUCUCUGUCUUUUCGAUUCCAGAAGCCUUCUGGGGGUUAUCCAUCGUCUGUGCCUGUGAUCGCCAUUCAGGGAACUGGUAUCCCGGCUUAUAUACGGCUCAGCGCGAUACGGCAAGCCGUACAGUUCGCAGAGGAAAACUACCUGGGAGAGUCAAUGAUUUUCAACAUAAUGGACUGGCUAGAAAUACAUCUCCCAGGGAUCAUAGAAAAUCCAGGCAAACUGCGAGACAUUUCAACAGUAACGGCCUCUUCAUCUGCAGUUGGCUCAUUCUCAAGGCUUCCCGUUCGUCAGUCACGCAAGCAAAGCAGAAAGAUUGAUUGGACACCGGAUUCUUCUCUAGGCGCCUCUAUUAGAGAAGCUUGGAAGGCCAGGCAGUCAACAAACGCACAGCAAGAAAUGACUCAGAAACGCGAGUCUCUCCCUGCGUGGAAAAUUCAAGAUGCUAUCAUACAUGCCGUGAAUACGCAUCAAGUCACCAUUAUUUCAGGUGAAACAGGAAGCGGCAAGAGUACUCAGUCAGUGCAAUUUGUACUAGAUGAUAUGAUUAAACGCGGCUUAGGUGGCGUUGCGAAUAUCAUCUGCACGCAGCCACGCAGAAUUUCAGCAUUAGGUCUAGCUGAUCGAGUCAGCGACGAGCGAUGCACCUCGGUGGGAAAAGAAGUUGGAUAUAUCAUUCGUGGAGAUUCCAAGGUGAAGCCUGGCGAGACGAAGAUCACCUUUGUCACUACUGGUGUCCUACUUCGUCGCCUGCAGUCUGGUAGUGGGCCGGAUGGCAAUGUCGCAGGUUCUCUGGCGGAUGUCACACAUGUGGUAGUAGAUGAAGUUCACGAACGAAGUCUUGACACCGACUUUCUCCUGGCGCUCUUGAGGGACGUUCUCCGAUACCGACCAGAUAUCAAAGUCAUCCUAAUGAGUGCUACUCUGGAUGCAGAGAUCUUCAUGAACUAUUUUGGGGGUCGCGAGAAAGUUGGCCUAGUGAACAUUCCCGGUCGAACAUUCCCAGUUAGCGACUAUUACCUGGAUGAUAUCGUCCGGUACACCGGUUUUGCACCCGAACUGGCCGAAAGAAGUCUUGAUGAAGACGUCAUGUCUCCUCCUCAAGGCGACGAACCGUUAGGCAAGCUCCUUCGCGGCCUCGGAAUGGGCAUCAACUACGAAUUGAUCGCGUCCACUGUCCGCUAUAUCGACUCUCAAUUGGGAGAUCUACCAGGAGGAAUACUGAUAUUCUUGCCCGGAACUAUGGAAAUCGAAAGAUGCUUGAAUGCUGUGCGGAAGAUACCCAAUGUUCAUACGCUCCCGUUACAUGCGUCCCUGCUGCCGGCAGAGCAAAAGCGUGUCUUCCUCAGCCCUCCCAAAGGCAAGAGAAAGGUCAUUGCUGCCACUAACGUUGCCGAGACGUCGAUCACCAUUGAAGAUGUGGUCGCGGUCAUCGACACUGGCCGCGUUAAAGAGACUAGCUACGACCCGAAGGACAACAUGGUGCGCCUCCAGGAAGUCUGGGCUUCCCAGGCAGCGUGCAAGCAACGACGAGGACGUGCCGGUCGUGUGAGGGCUGGUUCGUGCUACAAGCUGUACACUCGCAAAGCCGAAUCGAGUAUGCCCCAGCGACCAGAACCUGAAAUCCGCCGAGUCCCACUGGAGCAACUGUGCCUGUCAGUCAAAGCCAUGAAAGGCAUAGACGAUGUCGCUACCUUUUUGGCGAACACCGUUACACCGCCUGAAAGCGUCGCUGUCGAGGGUGCCCUGGAUUUCCUGCAUCGUGUCGGCGCUCUAGAUCAUGACAGGUUGACGGCACUCGGACGAUACCUAUCCAUGAUCCCGGCUGACCUACGCUGCGCCAAACUCAUGGUCUACGGCUCCAUUUUCGGCUGCAUUGAUGCCUGCAUCACCAUAUCAGCUAUCUUGACGGUGAAAAGCCCAUUCAUAUCACCCCGCGACAGGCGCGACGAAGCCAACGCCGCCAAAGCAUCCUUCUCCAAGGGCGACGGCGAUCUUCUCACCGACCUCGCCGCAUACCAGCAGUGGUCAGAUCGAGCCAAAGCACAGGGCUACUGGCAGACCCAGUCCUGGUGCUCCGCCAACUUCCUCUCGCACCAGACCCUUCGCGACAUCUCCUCCAACCGAGCCCAAUUCAUCAGCUCUCUCAAGGACGCCGGCAUCCUCCCAGUCGACUACUCAGACUCCGAACCCGGUUCCGCCUGGAACCGCAACAACGGGAACAGAAACCUCCUCCGCGCCAUCGUCGCAGGCGCCUUCCAGCCGCAGGUAGCACAGAUCUCCUUCCCAGACAAGAAAUUCGCCAGUUCCAUGACAGGCACCGUCGAAAUCGACCCGGACGCCCGGACAAUCAAAUACUUCAACCAGGAAAACGGCCGCGUCUUCAUCCACCCAAGCUCCCUCCUUUUCUCCGCGCAGAGCUACUCCGGCGCCGCCGCGUACCUUAGCUACUUCACCAAGAUGGCGACAAGCAAAGUGUUCAUCCGGGAUCUGACCCCUUUCAACCCUUACUCCCUCCUCCUCUUUUGCGGAUCCAUCAACCUCGAUACCAUGGGCCGCGGUCUCAUUGUUGACGGCUGGCUGCGGCUUCGCGGUUGGGCCCGCAUCGGCGUCCUCGUCUCGCGACUGCGCCUCAUGCUGGAUGAGAUCAUAGCGGCGCGCAUCGACAACCCUGGUUUUAGUCCUGUAUCGGAUGACCUGGGCGACCGGGUGAUCGAGAUCGUUAAGAAAUUGGUCGAGUUUAACGGGUUGGAUCAGUAG
Molecule: messenger RNA, 4032 nt
Organism: Aspergillus udagawae
Lineage: Eukaryota; Fungi; Ascomycota; Eurotiomycetes; Eurotiales; Aspergillaceae
Product: RNA helicase
Exons: 3
Coding region: 1-4032 (1343 amino acids)
Cellular component (GO): intracellular anatomical structure
Molecular function (GO): ATP binding; protein binding; RNA binding
Source: RefSeq, a predicted model, not a curated record